CUUUUCUGCCGAUAUACUCCUUAGCUCUUCGCUACCAUAUACGUUCGCGUAACACAUUGAACACCCUAUAUCAACAUCCUCGACAUACUCUCCAUUGCCAGUUCUCUGGUCACACAAGCAGUAAUGGUCGCUUAAAGAUGCCCUCUGUAGACUCUGCGCGCCCCAUCCAACCUGGCCCCGCCAAGCCGCACCUCACCUGCACCGAGUUCGUUCACCUCCAGGGCAUCUCAUCCCGCCUCACUGCCAUCCGCGACCCCAUCCGGGACCUGACCCGCAGCUCCACCAUUGCUACGCCCGACGAUCCGCAGCCUGAUCAAGCCCACGCGCUAAAGCUCGACAAGCUCCACUCGCACAUUCUCCAGCAGCUCGAUCUCGCCGAAUCGCUCAUCCACCAGUACACAUCGGCACUCGCCAACAUAGCGUCUGACGAGCAGCGCCCCGAAUCCCACCACCACCGGACAAGUGCCCCACAGGCGUCAUCGGCAUCAGGUGCAACUGAACGUAAUAUCACCACAGCGUGGGCAUCCUCACCUAUCACCGUAUCGUAUGCAGUGCCGGUCAACGAAGUGUACAUGCGUCUCAGUAAACAGCAGCGGGCAGUCAUGGACGAGCGCGUCCCGCUGAUCCCACGCCGCGAUAUGUCGGUUGGCAGCAGCCAGCUAGGCAGCGUCCUUGAGCUUGUGCAGAGCCUGUUCAGAUCCAGCGCCCGCGAAGGCACUGCCACAGAGCUCUGCAAGUCGCUCGAUACAAUCCCGCCUGGCAUCAUGGCAUACGCCAUCUCUGCCUCCGCCAGCCAUCUGUUCCAGAAGCUCACUCCCGACUCCAUCCUUGAAGGGGCAAAGUUCAUGCAUGGCUCAUUCAAGGAUCACACCAGCUUCAUCGCCCGCUUCGUUGAGUCCUCCGUCCUCCUGUCUGCCCAGGCAAAAAUGCGCUCCCGCCGUGUCGAGUGGUGGGUCACUGUGGCCUAUCUUUUGCGCGAGCUUGGCGAUUACGAGUCUCUGAACGGCGUGAUCUGCGCCAUCUCUGGCUCUGUUGUCAACCGCAUGAGCGAGACAUGGGAGAGCGUCCCGGCGUCCUGCAAAGCUGCUAUCAAAUACAUCAUGGAGUCUGUGCUCGCACCCCACCAAAACUACUCCAGCUAUAACAUCGAGCUCCAGGAGCGCAUCGCCAAGAUUUCCCAGCCCGCUGAGUCACAGAGCGGCCUUACAGAGCAAAUCUCCCUGGACUUUGAUAAGGCAGUGGCUCACGCUGCCAUUGACGAGUACGUCUACAGCCCAGUGUACCUGAAAGGAUGCGCCAGCCUACCCACGCCGAGCACUAUCGUGCCCAUCUACCUCCAGCACACCACUGCCAACUCCCAGUCGCGCUGGCGCUGGAUCUCGCACCUCCCCUUCAGUGCCACUUCCGUAGCCUAUGCCGCUGCUGCGGUUGCGAGUGUCAGCCCAAACGCUUCAUCCAAGGCCACAGCAUUCAUUAAGCGCGGCUCGAGACGGUCAUCCGCCGCAGAGAACUCUAGUAACCCGUACCACCCUUGCCACAGCUGCAGGAUCGGUGCGCCCCUAGUUGACCUGCACCUCGCAGUGCAUCUCGCCACCACCCUGCUGUUUUGCGAGCCCUGGAUGCCACAUGAAUACAUUUUCCGUCUCAGCGACAUGCGCGAAUCGCGCAGUUCCCACUUGCCACCAGCCAAGCCCCACACACUCGCUACUAUGGCCAAGGCCAAGGCCUACGCGUCGUCGAGCCCCACGCAGUCGACGACCUCAAAGGGGUCAGAGCGUGCGAUUGAAGCCCCAUGGCUUGGCACUCCUCCACCCCAAGGGCUCACCACUCCCUGUUCUCCGAGUCCGGACAACGAUGGCGCCCCCGAUGCGUAUGUUCGAUUCCUGGGAACUCGGCAGGGGUACAUGAGAUCCGCCGGCGCAGGUCAUCAGCACCACUCAAAGAGCCCGUACACCACCAGCAACUCGACCAGAAGCAGUCUGCAGGCUGCAGGUGUCCUGCCUAGCCUUCCGCCGCUGCCCUCUAACGCUGUGCCUCCACCACUGCCUACUGCCAAUAUGCCCACUGAUAUAUCGCCGCUGGCAGCAGAUUUGGCAAAGAUGGGCAUCCCGCCAUCACAUCUGCCAUCGAGCAUGAUGCCGCCUCCGUUGCCGUCACAGCCAAUGCCCUCAUUCCAGCCCAGCAGUCAUAUCCCACCCAACUUCGAGCAGCGAGCGUUGCCCCCAAACUCGCCAUAUGCGACGGAACACAUGUCCGCUGAGGCGCUGAUGCUUCUAAACUUUGACAAGGCACAGGAAUCAGCACAUCUAAUAGCCAUUAAUAAGCAAGCUCAUGUCGGAACUAAACAUGUACAUAGCAUGAUAUAA
Molecule: messenger RNA, 2366 nt
Organism: Linderina pennispora
Lineage: Eukaryota; Fungi; Kickxellomycota; Kickxellomycetes; Kickxellales; Kickxellaceae
Exons: 13
Coding region: 138-2366 (742 amino acids)
Biological process (GO): small GTPase-mediated signal transduction
Molecular function (GO): guanyl-nucleotide exchange factor activity
Source: RefSeq, a predicted model, not a curated record